AUGCUGCAAUGUUUCUAUCCCUUUUGUGAAGAAAAACCUAGUAUCCUCUGCCGCUGUCAAGGAUCAGGUGUAAUUGUCUGCAAAACUCAUAUUCUUGACCAUAUAAGUUUGAAACAGGGAAAAGGUCAUUUAACAGAGCCUCUUUUCUCCAAACCUUUAAAGGAGAAUAAGAUAGAGUUAACGAGACACUUGAAAAGCGCAGUUGAAGAUCUCAUAAACUCCAAGUCCAAAUGUAUUUUAAAUGCAAAUGUCAUUAUAAGCGAAAUUUUGAGAAGCCUGAAUUAUGAAAUUAAGUCUAUAAACAAAGAAAUUGACUACUACUUGACUUUCAUCUCUAAGAUCAACUCCAUUGAAGAAAUACCGAAGCUUUCCCCAUCUGAUGAAGAACAAGCUCUUAUUUUAAGCCUCGAAGAAGCAAAGAAUCUUAUCAAAGAUCGUGUUGAAAGACUAAGUGAGCAAAGCGAAGGCCAAGAAGAAAGCUCAGAUGAGGUUGAAUGUGUUGAAGGAAAUCCGUUUGCUAAGCAUCCAGAUAUUGAAAUAAAAGAUAUAUCAAAAAUUGAGCAAAGGAUUGAACAAUGAAAAGGCCUUCUUAAUAAAAAGGUCACAGAUGAUGUAGGAAAAAAUACCCAGGAGGAUAAUGUGAAUGGUAAAGAACCUAAUGAAAAACUCCCAAUUAAAAAAGCAAAUCGAGGUUGUAAAAAGAGGAGGAGAGGAAGAGCCAAGUUUUAA
Blepharisma stoltei is the source of this 729-nucleotide messenger RNA. NCBI's taxonomy places the organism in Eukaryota, Ciliophora, Heterotrichea, Heterotrichida, Blepharismidae. The record is from the annotation of a GenBank genome assembly.